AAUGAAGAAAUCCUAAUAAAGAUUGUAAAGGAAGAGGAGGAACCUGAAGCUGAAGAUUACCUCUACUGUGAGCAGUGCAGAUCUUUCUUCAUCAACAAGUGUGAGGUUCACGGUCCGCCUCUCUUCAUCCCUGAUCCCCCCGUACCCAUGGGCGUUAUGGACCGAGCCAGACAAACUCUUCCACCUGGUGUUGAGGUUCGGGAGUCCGGUAUUCCUAAUGCAGGUCUGGGAGUGUUCAAUAAGGGGGAGACUGUUCCCGUGGGUGCACACUUCGGACCCUACCAGGGAGAACUGGUAGACGGAGAGGAAGCCGUGAACAGUGAAUAUUCCUGGGUGAUACACAAGGGUGGGCAGUGUGAGGAAUACAUAGACGCCAAAAAAGAGACAUAUGCUAAUUGGAUGAGGUUUGUAAACUGUGCUCAGAAUGAUGAAGAGCAGAAUCUGGUGGCUUUUCAGUAUCAGGGUGGAAUCUUCUACCGCUGCUGUCGACCCAUCAAACCAGGACAGGAGCUUUUCGUGUGGUACGACGAGGCGUACGCUAGAGAUCUGAGCAGCUCCUUCGACUACAUUUGGAACAAAAAGUGCUCUGCAAAUGUUUCCUACACAUCACAGCAUUACCUCUACAAACACAUCAGAAGAUGCCACUAUGAGGAAUAUAUGAGGCGGGUAACACCAGAGAAAGACCAGAGCUGCGGUCACGCCGAAAAAAAGCUCCAUUACUGCUCGGAGUGUGGGAAAGAAUUUAAUAACCAGAGUACUCUCCAGCGACACCUCCGCUUCCACACGGGAGAAAAGCCCUACCAGUGUCUACAGUGUGGGAAGAGUUUUACACAGCAGAGUGAUCUCCACCGGCACCGGCGCGUUCACACCGGUGAGAGACCGUAUCACUGCCCACAGUGUGGGAAGAACUUCACUGGCAAGAGUCACCUGCAGUUACACCAGCGCAUUCACACCGGUGAGAAACCGUUCUGCUGCUCAGACUGUGGCUGGGGUUUUACUCAAAAGAGCGACCUGAACCGACACCAGUGGGUUCACACUGGAAAGAAACCGUUCGACUGCGCACAGUGUGGGAAGAGUUUUACCGAUAAAGGAGACCUCAUAAGGCACCAUCGCAUUCACACCGGAGAGAAGCCGUAUCGGUGCGCGCACUGUGGGAAAAGUUUUACUCAGCAGGGUCAUCUCGAUCAGCACCAGCGCAUUCACACGGGAGAGAAGCCGUAUCACUGUUCCGAGUGUGGGAGGAGUUUUACUAUGAGAGGAACCCUCAUAAACCACCAGCGCAUUCACACGGGCGAGAAGCCGUAUCAGUGCUCGGAGUGCGGGAGGAGUUUUACCCAACAGGGUAAUCUCGAUCAGCACCAGCGCAUUCACGCAAAAUAGAAAUAUCAUCACUGCUCAUAGUGUGGAAUGAGUUUUGAAGCCAUCAGUCAUAAUGUAUAUUAUGUAAACAGUUUAAUGUAGCAGAACUGUUGCUGUUGGUGGUGUUGGUUGGGGUGUAGAGUAUACAUUAACCCACUUUUUAUAGUAAUUUAUUGUUACGUAGUCCCAAAGCAAACUAUAAUAGUGUGUAUCAAUAAUACAAUGAAUGAAGGAAUGUUACAGGCGGCAUGAUGGUGCAAUAGGUAGCGCUGUCGCCUCAUAGCAAGAAGGGUCUGGGUUUGACUCCCCAGGUUUUCCCCAGGUGCCCCCGUUUCCAUCCACAAGUUCAAAGACGUGCAGUCAGACCAAUUGGAGCUACAAAAAAUGCCCGAAGUGCAAGUGUGUGUGACCUGUGAUGGACUGGCGACCCUCUCCGGGGUGUUUCCUGACCUCCUUCCAACGGAUCAGACCCACCGCCACCCUGAACAGGAUAAAGCAACGAAUGAAUGAAUGAAUGGAGCCAGUGAUGUUUUAGCUUCUGUUUACACAUGAACUAACUAACCAGAAUUCAUCUGCUAUUGUAAAUUGGUUAUCAUACCUAUGUAAAUACUGUAGGUGCUUUAUUAACAUGGAAAAAAUCCUCUGCACAUCCAGAAAGUGGAUCAUCAUCAUCAUCAUCAUAUUUAUAACUGUUAUACUGACACCAUUAGCUGGGACAUAGCAAGACGAGAGCCAAGAUAGAAAUAGUCAUAAGUAUCCUGAAGGCUGCUUUCUGUGUCUGUGUCUGUUAAAUAUCAACGCAGAAAGGGUGUGUAUUGUGACAUUGUUCAGGUAGGUGUGGUACGUUGCUCCAAUUAAAGUAGACACUCUCACAUAUCUAAAUAUGAGAUGAGUUGCUUAAAAUGAUCAUUACCCUGGCACUCAUUUGCACCAAAUAAAUACUGCAUGACCCUG
Trichomycterus rosablanca is the source of this 2313-nucleotide messenger RNA. RefSeq names its product histone-lysine N-methyltransferase PRDM9-like. The record is from RefSeq and is a predicted model, not a curated record. The transcript is spliced from 5 exons. NCBI's taxonomy places the organism in Eukaryota, Metazoa, Chordata, Actinopteri, Siluriformes, Trichomycteridae. Gene Ontology annotation, molecular function: protein binding; histone methyltransferase activity; RNA polymerase II cis-regulatory region sequence-specific DNA binding. Gene Ontology annotation, cellular component: nucleus. Gene Ontology annotation, biological process: regulation of transcription by RNA polymerase II. The annotation marks the transcript as partial.